UUCUUCUUCUCUUUCUCUGCCCGUCGUUGAGCGCAAGAAGCCAAGAACAAACCAAAAACAUAACCAAAACAAAAAAUCUGGAAGCACAUCUUCUCUCUCACCAUAUCCCUCUGUUUCUCUCUCUCUCUCUCUCUCUCUAGAAACCUCGCUUUCUGGCUUCCUUCUCCUUUGAGCCCGCAAGUUCUCAGUCCUACCCACGGUCGGAUUUGUGAUGCCAUGUUGACUUUCCUUUGAUUCGAGAAUUGAUUGGGGUUCAUGUAAAUCUAGUGGAUUCAAUUGGAUCCGCUACGUGCGUUUUUGAUUGAAUCUGUCACUUGGGGGUUUUCAAAUCUCACGGCUGUAGUCCAAAUUCUUGGUGGGUUUUUUAGUUUUUACAGAGGAAUGCCGCUCUUACCGAAAAUCGAUUCGAUUCAUAUUCGUGAGGUGUGGAACGACAAUCUGGAGGAGGAAUUUGCUUUGAUACGCAAAAUUGUCGAUGAUUAUCCGUAUGUCGCCAUGGACACCGAGUUUCCGGGCAUUGUUAUUCGUCCGGUGGGCAAUUUCAAGAACAGUUACGACUACCAUUACCAGACCUUGAAGGACAAUGUGGAUAUGCUCAAGCUGAUUCAGCUCGGCCUCACAUUUUCCGAUGAGCAAGGGAAUUUUCCCUCUUGUGGAACUGAUAAACAAUGCAUUUGGCAGUUCAAUUUCCGCGAGUUCAAUCUCAAUAAGGAUGUAUUCUCCAGUGAUUCUAUUGAGCUUCUGCGCCAAAGCGGCAUCGAUUUUAAGAAGAACAACGAAAAGGGUAUUGAUGCAAAGCGGUUUGGGGAGCUCCUAAUGUCGUCUGGGAUUGUGUUGAAUGAUAACGUGCAUUGGGUCACUUUCCAUAGCGGCUAUGAUUUUGGAUACCUGCUAAAGCUUUUGACCUGCCAGAACUCGCCCCAAACUCAAGCAGGGUUCUUUAAUUUGAUCAACAUAUACUUUCCAAAAAUAUACGAUAUCAAGCAUCUGAUGAAGUUUUGCAAUAGCCUCCAUGGCGGGUUGAACAAGCUCGCGGAACUGUUGGAAGUGGAGAGAGUUGGCAUUUGUCACCAGGCAGGUUCGGAUAGUUUGCUCACGUCCUGUACGUUCAGAAAACUGAAAGAGAGUUUCUUUAGCGGUUCGAUGGAGAAGUAUGCUGGUGUCUUGUAUGGUUUAGGUGUGGAUAAUGGACAGGAUACUUUCUGAAGAGAAAAUAACAGGAAAAAGAGAACAUGAUGAGAAAGCUGGUUUCUUUCUUAACCUUGUCUGUGUCUGAUACUGCAUCUUCAUGUACAAAUUUGGCACAACUUUGGUACUUCUCAUUGCUUGCACUUUUUUCGAUUAUUCGACUCACGGAUUGGGUUGCAUUUGCAUAUAAAAGCAUGGUUCGGAUGUUUGUUUUUUA
Messenger RNA from Pyrus x bretschneideri (Chinese white pear), 1405 nucleotides. Its product is annotated as probable CCR4-associated factor 1 homolog 7. The transcript has 2 exons. Gene Ontology annotation, cellular component: CCR4-NOT core complex; P-body; CCR4-NOT complex. The coding region runs from base 382 to 1206 and encodes 274 amino acids. Gene Ontology annotation, molecular function: nucleic acid binding; poly(A)-specific ribonuclease activity. NCBI's taxonomy places the organism in Eukaryota, Viridiplantae, Streptophyta, Magnoliopsida, Rosales, Rosaceae. The record is from RefSeq and is a predicted model, not a curated record.